This is a messenger RNA of Pipistrellus nathusii (Nathusius's pipistrelle), 3549 nucleotides long. The record is from the annotation of a GenBank genome assembly. NCBI's taxonomy places the organism in Eukaryota, Metazoa, Chordata, Mammalia, Chiroptera, Vespertilionidae.
AUGAGGGCCGUGUUGACGUGGAGAGAUAAAGCCGAACAGUGUAUAUAUGACCUCGCAUUUAAGCCUGAUGGAACCCAACUGAUUUUGGCUGCAGGAAACAGAUUACUGGUUUAUGACACCUCUGAUGGCACCUUACUUCAGUCCCUAAAGGGACACAAAGAUACUGUGUACUGUGUGGCGUAUGCGAAGGAUGGCAAGCGCUUUGCUUCUGGAGCAGCUGACAAAAGUGUUAUUAUCUGGACGUCAAAAUUAGAAGGCAUUUUGAAGUACACGCACAAUGAUUCUAUCCAGGCUGUCUCCUACAAUCCUGCCACCCACCAACUUGCAUCUUGUUCCUCUAAUGAUUUUGGCUUGUGGUCUCCUGAACAGAAGUCUGUCUCCAAGCACAAAUCCAGCAGCAAGAUCAUCUGCUGUAGCUGGACAAAUGAUGGUCAGUACCUGGCUCUGGGGAUGUUCAAUGGAGUCAUCAGCCUACGGAACAAAAAUGGCGACGAGAAAGUGAAGAUCGAGCGGCCUGGGGGCUCCCUUUCUCCGAUAUGGUCCAUCUGCUGGAACCCUUCAAGAGAGGAACGUAAUGACAUCCUGGCUGUAGCUGAUUGGGGGCAGAAACUUUCCUUCUAUCAACUAAGUGGAAAACAGAUUGGGAAGGAUCGGCCACUGAACUUUGACCCCUGCUGUGUCAGCUACUUCACUAAAGGGGAGUACAUUUUACUGGGAGGGUCAGACAAGCAAGUAUCCCUUUUCACCAAGGAUGGAGUGCGGCUCGGGACUGUUGGGGAGCAGAACUCCUGGGUGUGGACUUGCAAAGUGAAGCCUGAUUCCAACUACGUGGUGGUAGGCUGCCAGGAUGGCACCAUUUCCUUCUACCAGCUUAUUUUCAGCACUGUCCAUGGGCUCUAUAAGGACCGGUAUGCAUAUAGGGAUAGCAUGACUGAUGUCAUCGUGCAGCACCUGAUCACUGAGCAGAAAGUUCGGAUUAAAUGCAAAGAGCUUGUCAAGAAAAUUGCCAUCUACAAAAAUCGAUUAGCUAUCCAAGUGCCAGAAAAAAUCAUCAUCUAUGAGUUGUAUUCAGAUGAUUCAUCAGACAUGCGUUACCGGGUAAAGGAGAGGAUUGUCAAAAAGUUUGAAUGCAACCUCCUGGUGGUGUGCUCUGAUCACAUCAUCCUCUGCCAGGAGAAACGGCUGCAGUGCCUGUCCUUCAGUGGAGUGAAAGAGCGUGAGUGGCAGAUGGAAUCUCUCAUCCGCUACAUCAAGGUGAUUGGUGGCCCUCCAGGAAGGGAAGGUCUGUUGGUGGGCCUGAAGAAUGGACAGAUUCUGAAGAUCUUCGUGGACAAUCUCUUUGCCAUUGUCCUACUGAAACAGGCCACAGCCGUGCGCUGCUUAGACAUGAGCGCCUCUCGAAAAAAGCUGGCCGUGGUGGAUGAAAACGAUACAUGCUUGGUCUAUGACAUUCACACCAAGGAGUUGCUUUUUCAGGAACCGAAUGCCAACAGUGUGGCCUGGAACACCCAGUGUGAGGACAUGCUCUGCUUCUCGGGAGGAGGCUACCUCAACAUCAAAGCUAGCACCUUCCCCGUGCACCAGCAGAAGCUGCAGGGCUUUGUGGUCGGCUACAACGGUUCCAAGAUCUUCUGCCUGCAUGCCUUCUCCAUAUCAGCUGUGGAGGUGCCACAGUCUGCUCCCAUGUACCAGUACCUGGAGAGGAAAAUGUUCAGAGAAGCCUACCAGAUUGCUUGCUUGGGGGUGACAGACACUGAUUGGCGUGAGCUGGCCAUGGAAGCUUUAGAAGGAUUAGAGUUUGAAACAGCAAAGAAGGCCUUCAUCAGAGUACGAGACCUCCGAUAUUUAGAGCUCAUCAACAGCAUUGAGGAGAGGAAGAAGCAGGGAGAGACCAACAAUGACCUGUUUCUGGCAGAUGUGUUUGCCUACCAGGGGAAGUUCCACGAGGCCGCCAAACUGUACAAGAGGAGUGGACACGAGAACCUCGCACUCGACAUGUACACUGACCUCCGCAUGUUUGAGUAUGCCAAGGAUUUCCUUGGAUCUGGAGACCCCAAAGAAACAAAGAUGCUAAUCACCAAACAGGCUGACUGGGCUAGAAAUAUCAAUGAGCCCAAAGCCGCUGUGGAGAUGUACAUCUCAGCUGGAGAGCAUGUCAAGGCCAUAGAGAUCAGCGGUGACCAUGGCUGGAUUGACAUGUUAAUUGACAUUGCCCGCAAGCUGGACAAGGCUGAGCGGGAGCCCCUGCUAAUGUGCGCUCAUUACUUCAAGAAGCUGGAUAACCCUGGCUAUGCUGCCGAGACCUACCAGAAGAUUGGUGACCUGAAGUCCUUGGUUCAGCUUCACGUGGAGACCCAGCACUGGGAUGAGGCUUUUGCUCUGGGCGAGAAGCAUCCUGAGUUUAAAGAAGACAUCUACAUGCCCUACGCUCAGUGGUUGGCAGAGAACGAUCGUUUUGAGGAAGCCCAAAAAGCGUUCCACAAGGCCGGGCGGCAGGGGGAAGCGGUCAGAGUGCUGGAGCAGCUCUCAAACAACGCGGUGGUAGAAAACAGAUUUAAUGAUGCUGCCUAUUAUUAUUGGAUGCUGUCCAUGCAGUGCCUCAAUAUAGCUCAAGAUCCUGCCCAGAAGGACACGAUGCUCACCAAGUUUCACCACUUCCAGCACUUGGCCGAGCUGUACCACUGCUACCAUGCCAUUCACCGGUACACGGAGGAGCCGUUCAGUUCCCAUCGCCCUGAAACCCUCUUCAACAUCUCCAGGUUCCUGCUGCACAGCCUGACCAAGGACACCCCCUUGGGCAUCUCUAAAGUGAGAACACUCUUCACCCUGGCCAAGCAGAGCAGGGCCCUGGGUGCCUACAAACUGGCCCGGCACGCCUACGACCAGCUGCGGGGCCUGUACGUCCCCGCCAGGUUCCAGAAGUCCAUCGAGCUGGACAGCCUGACCAUCCGCUCCCAGCCCUUCCAUGACAACGAGGAGCUGGUGCCCUUGUGCUACCGCUGCUCUACCAACAACCCUUUGCUAAACAAUUUGGGCAACGUUUGCAUCAAUUGCCGCCAGCCCUUCAUCUUCUCUGCCUCUUCCUAUGAGGUGCUGCACCUGGUCGAGUUCUACCUAGAGGAGGGGAUCACUGAUGAAGAAGCCGUCUCCCUCAUUGACCUGGAGGCACCAAGACACAAGUGCGAGAACAAAUGGCAGGAGAUCACAGGCAACAAUUCCCAGACUCUGAGACUGGACGAGACCAUGAAUUCCAUGGGAGAUGAUGACCCUUUCACGGCAAAGCUGAGUUUUGAGCAAGGUGGCUCGGAGUUCGUGCCCGUGGUCGUGAGUCGGUCGGUGCUGCGCGCCAUGAGCCGUCGGGAAGUCCUCAUCAAGCGCUGGCCCCCGCCCCUGCAGCGGCAGUACUUCCGCUCCUUCCUGCCGGACGCCUCCAUCACCACGUGUCCCUCCUGCUUCCAGAUGUUCCACUCGGAGGACUAUGAGCUACUGGUACUUCAGCACACCCACUGCCCCUAUUGCCGGAGACAUAUUGACGAUCCCAGCCCGUGA